This is a messenger RNA of Talaromyces atroroseus, 2928 nucleotides long. RefSeq lists its product as hypothetical. The record is from RefSeq and is a predicted model, not a curated record. Gene Ontology annotation, molecular function: gamma-tubulin binding; microtubule minus-end binding. Gene Ontology annotation, cellular component: mitotic spindle pole body; centrosome; spindle pole. The transcript is spliced from 2 exons. Gene Ontology annotation, biological process: mitotic cell cycle; cytoplasmic microtubule organization; microtubule nucleation. The coding region runs from base 1 to 2928 and encodes 975 amino acids. NCBI's taxonomy places the organism in Eukaryota, Fungi, Ascomycota, Eurotiomycetes, Eurotiales, Trichocomaceae.
AUGUCAGCACGACGCGUACAAACGCGCUCACGCCGUGUCGACGAUGCUCUAUCCCAACUUGUCGACUCUCUAUUACCAUCAAUCUCUCGCUCGGCGUUUGGCGACAGCGAGGAUGACGACAACGAAGAAGCCGCCGCAGCUGCCGAGGAGCGUCGCCUCCAAACUCGCCUCGACCGUGCAUGGAGGAUCUUAGAUGUCGUUGCGGCAGAAAAGGAAGAACAGAAACAAAAUGGUAGUAUAGAUGGAGGAGGAGCAGGAGGAGGAUUUGCAGCAGAAAAUAUCAACAAUGCCUCUGAUCUAAUUAAACGGAAAUUACUGCGCGAAAAUGCUAGUCCCGAUAAGGCGGUUCGGUUUUCGAAUUUGUAUUCUCGGCUGCUAACGCAGCCUGUGCUUGGUCAGAAAUGGGCUAUUCUAUAUCUACUAUAUCGAUUGUCGGAACGGGAUGGUCCUGGUGGUGGUGGUGGUGACGAUAAUGCCGAUGGGGAAGAUGCGGUGACAUAUGACCGAGGGCGCAGUCGAAGCCCAUUAAUGGACGAUGGCAAUUUGGACAAUCUGUUGUUUAAGUCUAGGAGAGGAGCCUUAGCUGAGGAUGUCGAUGAAGGUCCUGCUAUAAGCUCGUCUGUGUCACAACGCGGGGGAGCGCCGGAGCGACGGCGUUCAGUGCGAACCAUCGCAGGCGAUAAGCAGCGACGAAGUCAGCCAGUGAUUACAGAAGAAGCUCGAGAUAGCAGAGCUGCCUCUAAAGAGACUAUACCCCUGCAGCAACAAGCCACCCUUCCCCAGGCCGGGAAGACAGAAUCAUCUCUGCUACGUGACUUGCCCUACAUUCUUCAAGGUCUGUCAUCGACAAAUAUGGAAUUUUCCUCGUCUACAAUCCUGAAAUUGCCUACCGACUUACCCAUCCCGAUGAUAUCACUGUUGCACACCUUGGCCGAGCCAUGUCUACUAUACAAAGAGCUAUCCGGAUUUGUCGACAGUUCUGACGGUGGGCUUGUGAGUCAGGCUCUGAGAGCUGCUAUCUCCACUGAGCUGCGCUCUUAUUUGGGCCUGGUUGCGACCUUGGAAGGAGAGAUUCGACGAGCCUUGACGGCCGCGGCUAGUGAUGAUCCUAAGGGCGUAGUCAAGGGCGCCGUGACGCUUAAGCGAUGUGUAGUAUGGACUAGAGAUGCUACAAUGGCAUUGCGGCUGAUGAGUAUCAUGGUGGAAGAAGCUAGGGAUAAAAGGGGCGGCCAGCUCAUAUCUUUAAUACAUGGCUACUCGUCGUCACACGGCGACCCCUUUGUCGGCAACUUCGCAGAGAAAUUAUUGUCACACAUAACGCGCCCCUUUUACGAUAUGCUGCGGCAAUGGAUCUACGACGGCGAACUUUCUGAUCCCUAUAAGGAGUUCUUUGUCUUUGAGACGGAAUUUCGUCCUAGCGCGGAUCCUCGACGGAUUGCCUCGAGUGUAUGGGAAGACAAAUAUAAACUAGACGACGAAAUGAUUCCUUCGUUCAUAACUCAAGACUUUGCCAAGAAGGUCUUCCUCAUUGGCAAGUCUCUCAACUUCAUACGAUAUGGAUGUGGAGAUUCUGCUUGGGUGGAGGCAUAUUCAAAGGAGGCCUCCAAAGAACUUCGUUACGGCGACACUGCCAGAUUGGAGAUCUCCAUCGAUGAAGCUUACAAAACUACGAUGGCCCGGCUCAUUCAUUUAAUGGACACCAAAUUCAAGCUUUUUGAACACCUUCGAGCUCUGAAGAAAUACCUAUUACUUGGGCAAGGAGAUUUUAUUGCGCUACUUAUGGAAUCUCUUGCUUCGAACCUUGACCGGCCUGCGAACUCACAAUAUCGACAUACCCUUACAGCACAAUUGGAACACGCGAUUCGGUCAUCAAAUGCGCAAUUUGACUCUCCAGAUGUUCUGCGUCGUCUAGAUGCACGCAUGUUGGAGCUCAGCCAUGGAGAGAUUGGCUGGGACUGUUUCACGCUUGAAUAUAAGAUCGAUGCUCCCGUGGACGUGGUCAUUACUCCAUGGGGGUCAACGCAGUACCUCAAAGUGUUUAAUUUCUUGUGGCGAGUGAAGCGGGUCGAAUUUGCUUUGGAAAGUACCUGGCGAAGAUGCAUAACGGGAGCUCGAGGAGUUCUCGGCAGCGUGGAAGACAAAGUUGGGUCUGACUGGAAACGGGCGAGAUGCGUGAUUGCCGAGAUGAUUCAUUUUGUGUGUCAACUGCAGUACUACAUCUUGUUCGAGGUGAUUGAAGCUAGCUGGGACCAGCUACAAGCAGCCAUCUCCAAGCCUGGAUGUACAUUGGACGAUCUAAUAGAGGCACAUACGAAGUACCUCAAUUCUAUCACACACAAGGGUCUUUUAGGUUCGUCCAGUACGUCACGAACUUCAACAGCAGCAACAUCAUCGUCGUCUAAACAGCCGGAGGAGAGUUUCCUUAGCCAGCUACACCAGAUCCUCAAGAUUAUGCUUAACUACAAAGACGCCGUGGACGGAUUGUAUUCCUUUUCCGUGGCCGAAUUCACACGUCGCCAAGAAUUAAACGCCAAAAUCGAGACUCGCACAGCUCAUGGUCAAUGGGGAGUAACAGAGCGAGACCUGAAGACCUCAUCGCCUUUCCUCACUGGCCAGAGCCAAAACCCAGAUCUCUCCGCGGACGAUCACAUGCUUUCCUCCCUUCAAACUCGUCUGCGAGAUCUAGCCGUGGAUUUCCGUGCUCGCCUCAACAUUCUACUGGGCGAUUUGGCGUACCAACCGGAUGUCGACAUGCGGUUCUUGGGCGUGGUCAUGAAUUUCAAUGAUGUGUAUGAGCCCGUGCGCAGACGACGGGCAACAACUUCCGCUGGGUCCUCGUCGACUCGAGAUAAAGAGAAAGACAAUAAAGAUCGAAGAAGUCGUAGGAAUGCUGUACCGUCUAGUAGCGGUGCUGCUACGGGCAAUUAA